Messenger RNA from Phasianus colchicus (ring-necked pheasant), 2301 nucleotides. RefSeq names its product tetratricopeptide repeat domain 1 (gene TTC1). NCBI's taxonomy places the organism in Eukaryota, Metazoa, Chordata, Aves, Galliformes, Phasianidae. Gene Ontology annotation, molecular function: protein binding. The record is from RefSeq and is a predicted model, not a curated record.
ACAGGUUUUGGACGGCGUGCAGCAGGGCUGGCCAAGGACUGCAGCUCCUGGAAAACAGCAUUCCUAGCCCUAGCUGCCACAGCUCAGAUGUGUGGGAGCUCAAAAGCCCAGUCUCACAUGGAAGCAAGGUCAUAUGUUGCCACUGAUCAGCAACAGCUGUGGAAUUCUAAGCAGGGCUGUUUUCCUGUAGUGUUUCUGCUGACAAAUAAGCUCUCUUUAGGAAACGAGGUAACACGCAGGCUGACACCACUUGGAAGCACUGCUGAUCCCUGGCACCCAGCACUGCUCUCACCACUACCGUUCUUUCUCAGGAUGCACCUUCCCUAAACCCCUGUGCUCUUUGCACAGGAGUUUUAAAUGCCAGUCCAGCCCCUUCAAAACUGCACGGCUUCAUUUUGUACUGCAGUUUUCAUCUCCUUAUCCUUUUUCAAACGAAACAAUAUUUAACGGGACAGUAUGAAGGUUCAGAAACGUUUCCCUUCAACGAGACUAUCUGACAGCUGCACACCCAGAUUGAGCUGAUGAGGACCAAAAACGAAUCAACCAGGUCUUCAAUUUCUACCCCAACUUUGAAAUGCUGAACAUCCUAUCAGCCCUUCAGGCUCGAUUCAAAGCCUGGUGACAUCAUUUAGAAGUACGGAGGUCAGGAAUGACGCGAGAAUAGUUCUAUUGACCUCCCCACACACACCUGAGGCUGUAAGCGCGCAGCAGCCGCCCGCAACGCCUCAGACUGAGGAGAAGCCGCGCGCGCACUCCACAGCCGCGCGCCAUCCCCGCCCCGCGGCGCAGCACCGCCCCCUCCCGCUGCAUCCCGCGAGACUACAAAUCCCGGCAGCCCGCGCGCGGCCCCUCCUAUUGGCUGGCGCAGGCAGGAAGCGAUCUGCGAGGUGAAGGGUGAGAGGAGUCUGACAUGGAGGAGGUGAAAAAUGGACAUCCGCCAGAAGAAUUGCUUGAUCACUUAAAGCUUUCUGAUCAGAAGUCAGCAGAGAGCACCAGCUCAUGGGCAUCUGGCCCCAAAGAUGCCCAGAAUCCUCCAACUAUGGAAAGUGGCAAUAUACCAUCUUCAGCCAAAGAUCCCACCACAGCAGAUGAGUGUUUCCAUGACUGUCGUGACUCCUUUGAGGUGAAAGAGCCUGUACUGGAUGAUGAGGGAAAUUCACAGAAUGAUGAGAAUAGCACAAGGAAGCAGACAGAGCUAGACGAGGAAUACUUACUAGAACUGGAAAAAGAUAUGCCAGAGGAAGAAAAACAGAAAAGAAGAAAGGAAAGCACAAUGCUGAAGGAGAAAGGAAAUGAACAGUUCAAGAAAGGAGAGUAUGGAGAGGCAGAAGACUCUUACACAAAGGCUCUGCAAAUUUGUCCAGCCUGCUUCCAAAAAGAUAGGGCUGUUUUGUUUUCAAACAGAGCUGCUGCAAAAAUGAAACAGGACAAGACAGAAGCUGCUCUAAAUGACUGCAGCAAAGCAGUGGAAUUAGAUCCUAACUAUAUAAGAGCUUUGCUGAGAAGAGCAGAACUACAUGAAAAAACAGAAAAACUAGAUGAAGCUCUGGAAGAUUAUAAAGCAAUCCUAGAAAAAGAUCCAUCAGUUCAUCAAGCCAGAGAAGCUUGUAUGCGAUUACCUAGACAAAUUGAAGAGCGGAAUGAAAAAUUAAAGAAAGAAAUGUUAGGCAAACUGAAAGAUCUUGGGAAUUUGGUUCUCCGCCCCUUUGGCCUGUCAACAGAAAAUUUCCAGAUAAAACAGGAUUCAUCAACUGGCUCAUAUUCCAUCAAUUUUGUUCAAAAUCCAAACAACAAUAGAUAACAUGAAUUCAGCUUAGUUCUGCUGGCUUUCAGGCUUCGUGACCAUGUGCUUGCACGUACCAAUACAAGGAUUCAGCAAACAUUCUUCACUCUGUCCAAGUGAAGAUAGACUCAAGCAAAUUCAUUUCCCUGCUUAUAAAUUAUUUACAAUGUGGAUGUAAAGAAAGUCAUUUGACUUCUUUUAGUGAUAACUAUGUCCUGUGUGUGAUUCUUCACUUGCAGUAUUUGGCUUGUCCACCAGUCAGGUACAUUAUUUUGGCCCAUUCAAUGCUGGCAAGAAAAUUCUAGCAAGCAGUUCAGUUGAAUCAAAACGCCCAUGCACCUGUGGCCAAGAACAAAGCCAAAUGGUGUCUUGGGGAAUUAAUGAAUCUAGCAGAAGCACUUCUCCACAUUCGGGAGGUGGAUGUGACUGACAGCAUGCAUGGAAGCAAGCCGACCUCCUCUGUGGAAUAUUUUUUCUUGGUAAUAAAGGCUUAGUAUUUCUGUUGGAUUGAAUGUGAA